Messenger RNA from Dioscorea cayenensis subsp. rotundata (Guinea yam), 689 nucleotides. Its product is annotated as histone acetyltransferase GCN5-like. Gene Ontology annotation, cellular component: histone acetyltransferase complex. Gene Ontology annotation, molecular function: protein binding; histone H3 acetyltransferase activity. NCBI's taxonomy places the organism in Eukaryota, Viridiplantae, Streptophyta, Magnoliopsida, Dioscoreales, Dioscoreaceae. The coding region runs from base 1 to 447 and encodes 148 amino acids. The record is from RefSeq and is a predicted model, not a curated record. The transcript has 4 exons. Gene Ontology annotation, biological process: positive regulation of transcription by RNA polymerase II; chromatin remodeling.
AUGGGAGGCAGUUGCUUUGUGAAAACAGGAGAGGCUGGUUGGACUUCAGACCAAUGGGGCCACUCACGCUUCAAGGCGACCAAUUCUUCUGCAGAAAGUGUUGCUUACCGUCAACAACUGAACACCUUCAUGCGAGGGCUCCUAAAGAUGAUGAAUGAGCAUCUUGACUCUUGGCCAUUUAAGGAACCCGUUGAUCCACGUGAUGUGCCAGACUACUAUGACAUCAUUAAAGAUCCCAUGGAUCUAAGAACGAUGUCAAAGAGACUCGAGUCUGAGCUGUACUAUGUUACUUUCGAGAUGUUUGUAGCAGAUGUGAAGAGAAUGUUUGCAAAUGCACGCACCUACAACUCCCCUGAGACUAUCUAUUACAAAUGUGCAACCCGGCUUGAAAACUAUUUCUCAAACAAGGUGCAGGCUCAUCUCCAGGCCUCUAGCAAGAUUGCUUGAGAUUCCCCUUCUAAACAAGACACACUUCGCUUGAUCUUGGAUUAGGGCUUCUCUGUUAAUUCUCAUAAUACAGUUGAUCUGACGGUUAAAUAUCACUUUGUGGAAAGUUGAUUAAUUUUACCAUUGAUGACUAACCUAAGUAGUGUGAUUGGGCAUCUCUUCGAACAUUUGAAAAGAUUGUGUAGAAUUGUUCAUAUAUUUUAAAUAGUGACAAAUAAAAAUAUAAUUGACAAAUUAUUAAA